This is a messenger RNA of Dissoconium aciculare CBS 342.82, 1590 nucleotides long. RefSeq lists its product as uncharacterized. Gene Ontology annotation, molecular function: C-4 methylsterol oxidase activity; iron ion binding. Lineage: Eukaryota; Fungi; Ascomycota; Dothideomycetes; Mycosphaerellales; Dissoconiaceae. Bases 414 to 1451 code for a protein of 345 amino acids. Gene Ontology annotation, biological process: ergosterol biosynthetic process. The record is from RefSeq and is a predicted model, not a curated record. The transcript has 2 exons.
CUCCGCUGCGCGGGAGAGACGGACAGACAGGGACUUUUUCUUCCCUGGUAGUCAGCUCAGCCGCCACCCACGUGAGCCUUGCCUUGCAUCUCCACUCUGUCACUGUCCCCCUCAUCAGGCGGCUCCCUCCAACGGUUCGCCGCGCCGCGCCUGUCUUUUCUCCUCAGUCUCGUAGGAUUUUGGGUGCGAUGCGAGAACGACCACGCUAGCCAAGCACAUCGACCAUGUUUCAUUGCUUCACUCAAUCUACGAUGUCCACAUUAAUAUAUAGGUAAUAGCAUUGUCCUCCUUGUAAACCCUCACUUCCUUUCUCAAUCAUUCCACAUAUACUAUAUCGUCGAUUUACUACUUUCAAUACUGCCACGAACCAAGUCUGAUCUUCAAUCUAUCUGUGACUCAACACUGUGCACACCAUGGGUGUUCAACGAAACCCCAAAGACUCCAUGGUCUCGACCUGGAGAGACGACCCAAGCCAGUGGACAUGGAGACAUCACAUCCUCAAUCGUCUAGAUACUUGGCACGACCGGGAAGGCACGAAAUUCCCCGUCUUCCAGAAAACCGAUCCCAUUCCAUACUUCACACAAUGGUCGACACACGUGUGGAUCCUCUACCACGCUGCCUGGCCAAUGCUGGUCCAGGCUGCAUACUAUCACUACACGGGCAAGAAUUUCCACCCUGUAGCUGCAGUUAUUUUCUACACUCUCGUCUUUCAAAUCAACUCCAUUCACCAAGUCAAGGUUCUGUCACGAUUGGCAAAGAAAGUUGGAUUCCUCGACGGAGACAAGCAUGGCCGUGAUCCCGUUCCCGACGUAGGCGUCGACAAGGUCCUUCUCUCAGUCGAAUUGACCACCACCAUCCGUCCCAUCUUCACAAUCUUCCUCGCCUAUAACAGCAGCCAAUCCGUCUCAUUGAGCCCCUGGUUGCCCGCAGAACUCUUCCUCUACUCGAUCGUCCUCGACUUUUUCUUCUACGUCUACCACCGCGCCUGCCAUGAGAUUGACGGCCUCUGGCAGUACCACCGCACUCACCACUUGACCAAGCACCCUAACCCGCUCCUUUCCGCCUACUCCGAUACCGAGCAGGAGAUUAUCGAGAUUGCCCUGAUCCCGCUUCUCACCUACGGCGUUUUGAAAGCUUUUGGCUUCCCCAUGGGUUUCUACGACUGGUGGGUCUGUCACCAGUACCUAAUUUUUAGUGAGGCAUUUGGGCAUUCGGGCCUACGUAUCUGCUCCUCAACGCCCGGACUUUCAUCGAUCUUCCUCAAGAUGGUCGAUUGCGAGCUUGUGGUGGAAGAUCACGAUCUCCACCACCGUCAGGGAUGGAGAACAAGCUGCAACUACGGCAAACAGACUCGCCUGUGGGACCGCAUCUUUGGCACUUGUGGAAACCGCAUUGAGGCCAAGGAGGAGAAUGUGGACUAUGUCAAUCGCGUUAAUAUGCCGUUGUAUUGAUCAGGGAUGUGAUUUUUUGAUACUUUAGCGAUAUCGGCUGCAGGGAGCAGCUGGCAUUCAACAAUUGUCGACCUUCUUUUAUCUUAUCAACCUUUAGCUCACGGGUGAAUCACAAUCAGAGCGAACACACACUAUAGAG